AGUUGGUGGACAAAGCCACCACUGUGGUUAUGAAUUAUUCAGAGAUCGAGUCCAAAGUUCGAGAAGCAACGAAUGAUGAUCCUUGGGGACUUUCUGGGCAGCUCAUGGGGAUUGCCAAGGCUACUUUUGUGUAUGAACAGUUCCCAGAACUUAUGAACAUGCUUUGGUCCCGAAUGCUAAAAGACAACAAAAAGAAUUGGAGAAGAGUUUAUAAGUCGUUGCUGCUCCUAGCUUACCUCAUAAGAAAUGGAUUGGAGCGAGUUGUUACAAGCACCAGAGAAUACAUUUAUGAUUCGCGAUCCCUGGAAAAUUACCACUUUGUAGAUGAGCAUGGCAAGGACCAAGGUAUAAACAUCCGACAGAAAGUGAAGGAGCUGCUUGAGUUUGCACAGGAUGAUGACAGACUUCGAGAGGAGAGGAAGAAAGCAAAGAAGAACAAAGACAAGUAUGUCGGGGUCUCCUCAGACAGCGUUGGCGGAUUCCGAUACAAUGAACUGUAUGACCCUGAGCCCAAGUCCAAAUGGGACGAAGAGUGGCAUAAGAACAAGAGUGCGUUUCCAUUCAGUGACAAGCUAGGGGAGCUGAGCGACAAGAUCAGGAGCACAAUCGAUGACACCAUUAGCAAGUUCCGGAGGAAAGACCGGGAGGACUCUCCGGAAAGGUGCAGUGACAGCGAUGAGGAAAAGAAAGCAAGGAGAGGCAGGUCUCCCAAAGGUGAAUUCAAAGAUGAAGAGGAGACGGUGACGACGAAGUACAUCCACAUCACACAGGCCACAGAGACCACCACCACCCGGCACAAGCGCACAACAAACCCUUCCAAAACCAUCGAUCUCGGAGCAGCAGCACAUUACACAGGGGACAAAGCCAGCCCGGAUCAGAACGCUUCAACCCACAUGCCUCAGUCGUCAACGAAGCCAUCCGUGCCGAGCAGCAAGUCAUCAGGAGACCUCGUUGACCUGUUUGAUGGCAGUGGCCAGACAACAGGAGGAGCAGCUGACUUAUUCGGGGGGUUUGCCGACUUCGGCUCUGCUAAUGCAUCGGGCAGUUUCCCUUCCCAAGCAACAAGUGGGAAUGGAGACUUUGGUGACUGGAAUGCCUUCAACCAAGCCCCAUCAGGCCCUGUUGCUUCUGGUGGUGAGCUCUUCGGCAGUGCCCCACAGCCUGCUGUAGAACUCAUCAGUGGUUCACAGCCAGCUUUAGGCCCACCUCCUGCUGCCUCAAACUCUUCAGAUCUCUUUGAUCUUAUGGGCUCAUCCCAGGCAACCAUGACGUCUUCCCAGAGUAUGAAUUUCUCUCUAAUGAGCACUAACACUGUGGGACUUGGUUUGCCCAUGUCAAGAUCACAGCCUCUGCAGAAUGUUAGUGCAGUGAUGCAGAAGCCUAACCCUCUCUAUAAUCAGAAUGCAGAUAUGGUCCAGAAGUCGGCCAGCAAAACCCUGCCCUCUACUUGGUCUGACCUCAGUGUCAACAUCAGCCUAGACAACUUACUACCUGGUAUGCAGCCUUCUAAGCCCCAGCAGCCAUCGCUUAACACAAUGAUUCAACAAGAGAAUAUGCAACAGCCUCUGAAUGUGAUGACUCAAAGCUUCGGAGCCGUGAACCUCAGUUCUCCAUCAAACAUGCUUCCUGUCCGGCCACAAACUAACCCUCUGAUGGGGGGACCCAUGCCUAUGAACAUGACCGGUGUAAUGACAGGCACCAUGGGAAUGGCCCCUCUGGGGAACACUGCAGGGAUGAGCCAUGGCAUGGUCGGCAUGAACAUGAACAUGGGGAUGUUGGCCUCGGGGAUGGGCUUGACAGGCACCAUGGGAAUGGGGAUGCCCAGCAUGGCCAUGCCGUCUGGAACUGUGCAGCCCAAGCAAGAUGCCUUUGCAAACUUUGCCAACUUUAGUAAAUAAAAGGUUGUAACGGA
This is a messenger RNA of Rattus rattus (black rat), 1912 nucleotides long. Its product is annotated as clathrin interactor 1-like. Gene Ontology annotation, cellular component: clathrin vesicle coat; plasma membrane; endosome. NCBI's taxonomy places the organism in Eukaryota, Metazoa, Chordata, Mammalia, Rodentia, Muridae. Gene Ontology annotation, molecular function: phospholipid binding; clathrin binding. Gene Ontology annotation, biological process: endocytosis. The record is from RefSeq and is a predicted model, not a curated record.